Cylicocyclus nassatus is the source of this 940-nucleotide messenger RNA. The record is from the annotation of a GenBank genome assembly. NCBI's taxonomy places the organism in Eukaryota, Metazoa, Nematoda, Chromadorea, Rhabditida, Strongylidae.
GUUCAUGCUAUCCCAGGCACAUGCUACAGCAGUGUUUGCGUUAACACUGUUUUUUACUCACGCGGACCCGGAAAUUUCGCUUGACAAUUGGUUCUGUGGACAGCCCGGAAUUAGCAGAUUGCUCUCGUACAAUAGUUUGUCUGGUGUUUGUUGGAAGCACGCAGUUCGAAUCAACCAUUGUUGCGCCAUGCAUGAUAACUGCUAUGAUUUGCAAUUAGGUCGCCGCAUGUGUGACGACAACUUUUGUGACUGCUUGGAGAACGCCACUCAACCAGACGUGUGCGAGGCCACAAAAUGGAAAUGUCGUGUUGUGCGGCUCCAUGGCCAACAAGCUUAUCUUGAUGCAGCCUCAUAUAAAGAACCACCUGAUUUUGUAAAAAUCUUCCCCGCUAUUGAUACAGUACGGAAAGACUUCCAAGUUCUUUAUGAAGAAUGUCCAAAAGUAAUGUUGACGAUAAAAUCUUGUUCCUUGAUGGCUAAUCUUUGCCUUCUAAAAUCGAAAAAUGAUGUGUGUAAGCUUGAUCUAGCUAAUUGUAUAUGGCAAGCAGCGAUAGCUCAAAGUUAUGAAAGCUGCCACGUGAGCGCAAGAAAAGUGUUCUAUCUACUCGUCAAUGGUUCAUAUUACAAUUGGAAGAAUCUUGAAACUUUACGACCAAUUAAUAGUGAAAGAGAAACAGAACCCCUUAAUUACACUACUAACUUACUCGAAUAUUUUGAAUCUACAUAUGCCUCAAUGCAAAACGUAAAACAAAGGACGAUUGUCAUGUUCGUUGUCGUCAUUGUGCUGUUCUCAAGAAACUUUUUCAAGCAGCUAUUCAUGUCGCUGUCCAAAGACAGAUUUUGGAAACGACGACAAUUUUGAGAUCAUAAUGUGAAAGUGGUUAAGUCAAAGAGAAAGAGUCAAUUUUAUGACCGAUAAUCAUAUACGGAAACAUUGUGC